GCUGCGAGGCUGUGGCGGCGGCGGGCGGGCCAUGAGGGCGCUGCUGGCGGCGCUGCUGCUGCUGCUGCUGCUGGCGGCGCGGGGCUGGGGCGGGCAGUGCCCGGCGCGCUGCGAUGUGUCCCGCUGCCCGAGCCCCGGCUGCCCCAGCGGCUACGUGCCCGACGGCUGCAACUGCUGCCUGGUGUGCGCGGCCGGCGAGGGCGAGGCGUGCGGCCGGCCCGAGGACCCGCCGUGCGGGGACAGCCUCCAGUGCCGCUUCCCGGCCGCCGGCCGGCCCCGCGGCGCCUGCCAGUGCGAGCUCAGCGCUCCCGUCUGCGGCACCGACGGCCGCAGCUACGCCAACGUGUGUCGCCUGCAGGCCGCCGGCCGCCGCGCUCUGCAGCAGGGGCUGCCCUCCGUCCUGCUGGCCCCCGCCGGGACUUGCCGAGCCGAUCAUCCACAGCCCAACAGCCCAAGGUAUAAGUUUAACUUCAUCGCAGAUGUGGUGGAAAAGAUUGCGCCAGCCGUUGUGCACAUAGAACUUUUUCUCAGGCACCCUCUGUUUGGCCGUAACGUCCCUCUCUCCAGUGGCUCUGGCUUUAUUAUGUCUGACACGGGACUGAUUCUUACCAAUGCCCAUGUGGUGUCCAGCAGCAGCACAGCCACUGGGCGGCAGCAGUUGAAAGUGCAGCUCCAGAACGGGGAUACGUAUGAAGCGACCAUCCAAGACAUUGACAAGAAAUCAGACAUAGCAACCAUAAAGAUAAAUCCACGGAAAAAAUUGCCUGUCCUCCAAUUGGGCCAAUCUGGGGAUCUGAGGCCGGGGGAGUUUGUUGUGGCCAUUGGGAGUCCCUUUGCUUUGCAGAACACGGUGACGACAGGCAUCGUCAGCACAGCCCAGCGGGAUGGCAAAGAGCUGGGCCUGCGUGAUUCGGAUAUGGGCUACAUUCAGACAGAUGCCAUUAUCAACUAUGGAAAUUCAGGAGGACCUCUAGUCAACUUGGAUGGGGAAGUGAUUGGCAUCAAUACUUUAAAGGUUACUGCAGGAAUUUCCUUUGCCAUUCCAUCUGAUCGGAUCUCCCAAUUCCUGUCGGAGAAUAACAGCAAACAAAGUAAAGACGGGAAGAAAAGGUUUAUUGGCUUAAGGAUGCUGACGAUAACACCUGUACUAGUCGAAGAACUGAAGUUUAAUAAUCCAGAUUUUCCUGAUGUCAGUAGUGGAAUUUAUGUACAUGAAGUUAUUCCAAAUUCCCCAUCUCACAGAGGUGGAAUUAAGGAUGGAGACAUAAUUGUUAAAGUGAACGGACGUCCAUUAAUGACAUCUGCUGACCUGCAAGAGGCGGUGAUGAAGGAAUCGCCUCUCCUACUUGAAGUUAGAAGGGGAAAUGAUGACUUAUUGUUUAACAUAGAACCUGAAGUAGUGAUGUAAACCAAACUGAGGAAGAUCAUUAUACAGAUAGACUCAUUUAUUCUGAAACAUCAAAUACCUCCUUGGUACCUUGUGUUGGCUGGUGACAAGGUGGGGUAAUUUAUUUCCUGAGCCAUCACUGUGCCAGACAGUCAACAGCAGUCUUUCAACAGCUCAACUUCUUAAUUGGUGUCAUUGCAGAUGUACUUGGAAGGAGAUCACUCUUGUAGUUUUGCAUGGGGAAGCAGCUCACAGUGAACAUUUGAAAGGCCAAAAUUUUUCCCUUGUGGUUCAGCAAUUGUGAAACUGUUUUUGUUUAUUUAGGAUCAGAUUCUAAACGGCAAACUAUUACUUCCAAAAUACUUUUGUGGGUAAGUCCAUCAGUCCCUGCUGCUUCAGCUUCUGUGGGGAUUUCACCCACUCUGCUGGCUGUCUUGUGGUUUGUAGGUAGUAGCUUAAGUCAAACUGGCUGAAAACAUUUGGAAAUUUCCAUACAUGUAAAAUGGUUUGUUAACUGUUUGGGCAAAUGUUACAUAUGAAUUGAUGUGAGAAAUUACAAAUACGCACAGGAAGAGAAAUGAUCAGACAUAAGGGUAGAUUAUAGUGGCUACAGUUCAAGAGCCUUCCCUUUGUAUUGUCAAUAAACAUACGUUGUCUAUGGGGAUGAGUGUGUGAAAUAAUUCUUAGUUCAGGGGAAGAAACAAACCUUAAACCUCAGAAGUUUGCAGUAAAGUGUGUGUGUGUGUGAGAGAGAGAGAGAGAGAGAGAGAGAGAAUUGGUCUUCACAUAAAACUUUCCAUCCCAAGACACCUGCUUUAUAAAAUCCCAUUCAGCUUCCCAGAACUAAUGAACAUGCCCUACAACUUCCAGUAAGGAUAACCAGCCGAUGGGCAGGGCCAGAAGACUCAAAGAAGAAAGAUGGCGAAGAAGCAGCGUUAUUUCUUCAAGAGAGAAGAGUCCCCCUCCCCCAACCUGUUCACUCUAUUCAACGGUGCAGGCAAAGGUGAUGCAGGUUUUCUUUUUGGGAAAUUUGGAUGGGUGUAUGACAGAUCAGGGGUGUGUGGUUGUGUCUGUUUAAAAAUGCAGUAUUUGUCUUUGUAAUUGCGGUGGCAUCAUUGUUUGCCGUAAAGGGAGAGUGAUUGCAUGGUGUGUAAAUGAUUAGAAAAAAACAAUUGUGAGUUCCUAUCUGUCAUCCUGCUUGGGACAAAUAGAAGGCCCUCCCCACACUCUUCCCCAGUUCAGUCAGCACUCUGGACAUGCACAUUGGAAGCCUUCAGGAGCUUCUUCAGGCACAGAUGAAAAGAAAGGAGGGCGCUGGGAUGGCUGUUAGGGGCAGCCCUGGAGCUAGUUGGGCCAGAAAUCUUGCCAUGUUGAUGGCAAGCGGCUGGGCAGGCCACCCUGUGACCACCCAAAGUUGUUUAAUUUGUGAAAUAAAUAUUUCAAAGGUGUUUAUGAAACCAGGAGUGGUCUGAGCUAUUGCUCCAUUAUGCUGUUUGGUUAAUCUGGCCCUGACCACAGGUUUGUGUCAUAUGGAGGUUAUACAAAAGUGGGAUGUCGUAAAUGAUUCUUAUAGAAUUAUUGCCUCAUAUAAUCACAAAGCAAUGUGCAAAGCAAAGCUGAAACUUUGAAAAAGUGCACAGUUUUUCAGGGGUUUAAUUUUUUUCAUUGUAUUGGAAAGCAUUAUUGUACAAAUUGUAUACAUAUGACAUGUACUGUAAGUUCCUACUGUACAAAGAAUAAACUUUACACAAAUAAAUUUUGUAAAAUCAUGUUUUGCUAAUUAUUUUCUUCCAAGUAUUGGUACGUAGUAGGAGAGUUUAACAUUUCCAGAACUUUUGAAGCCACAGGGAGAUUCAAAUUGAAAGAUAUGCAAUACUUACUUUCCUAUCAAACAUAAACUUCUUUUACUGAUUUAACAAUAUACAAUGCAUAAUUUAUAACAUAGCAUUUAGAACUGUAUACCCAAUAAUUAAGACAGAUUGCCAACUGCUGUUCCUGUGCUAUUAUAACACCAUGUAUCUUUAAUUUUGCCAUCGGAGGCAGGAAAAGUUGGAGAUA
Molecule: messenger RNA, 3445 nt
Organism: Eublepharis macularius
Lineage: Eukaryota; Metazoa; Chordata; Lepidosauria; Squamata; Eublepharidae
Gene: HTRA3
Product: HtrA serine peptidase 3
Exons: 9
Coding region: 32-1408 (458 amino acids)
Biological process (GO): proteolysis
Cellular component (GO): extracellular region
Molecular function (GO): serine-type endopeptidase activity; protein binding
Source: RefSeq, a predicted model, not a curated record